AUGGACGUAACCUACCGACAAGUGGUGCUGCUAUUGGCGCUAUGGGGCGUCUUGAUGGCAGAUGUCGCGCUUGUUGUUUCCGCCCAGACGUCGUACAGCUUGGCGACAGCUUCGUCUUCGGCGACAGACACUUCGAACACGACUGUAGUGGACGUGGUUCCUCCCAUCUCGACUCCAUACGCAUCAAGUACCGACUUGGCCGUGCCUCCAGUUGGGACCGUCCAACCUGCAGCUUAUUUUACGACAGACACCACGAAUGCGGACACUGCCUACAUUUGCAAUGGCGACGAAGUGGCGCGCCUAGCGAAGCUCAGUGAGAACAACCCGUACCUGCACUCCCGCUGUACCAGCUUGGCUGGUAUCAGUUCGUACGUCUUUCCAUUCAAUGGAGAGCUCGGGUACACGCAAAUGGUGGCGAUGGGUCUCAUUCAGGAGUGCCAGUACUACUUCCGAGCAGUACUUCUGGUCCAGCUUCAGGAGUGCGUGGUCGCGAACGUCUACGUCCGGACAACUGCAGAAACCAUUCUCCAACUCGCUGCGACUUCCGGGAAUGCACCGACCGAAGCACAGGUGGACGCGGCGAAAGGCGUUCGGAAGACUUACAACCUGGCGCUUCGAGAUGGACAAGGCUCGGCUUCUUACUCUGCUACAGAAGGAGCGUCAGCUCUGAGCUGGACUAUUGAAGGCGACACAAUCGACACGAUCGCGUCGGUCAAAACUGACGGGCAGUUGCUCAUGAGUACCGACUUGCACGUCGUCGGCACGUAUUACCCGUCGUCCAGUACUUCUUCCAGCAGGCAAGAAGACCCAAUGGAGACCCCCUCUCCGUCUGCUCUUCCCAAUGAAAAAGAUGAUGCAUGGACAUCUGGCCUCCGUGUAAGCACCUCUGGUUCGGGCAGGAGUGGGGUAUCGUCGUGGCUUGUAGUGGUAUCAGUUGCAUGCACUUGGAGGUUGCACAGUAGCCUCAAGUAG
This is a messenger RNA of Peronospora matthiolae, 972 nucleotides long. Lineage: Eukaryota; Oomycota; Peronosporomycetes; Peronosporales; Peronosporaceae. The record is from the annotation of a GenBank genome assembly.